This is a messenger RNA of Melampsora larici-populina 98AG31, 609 nucleotides long. RefSeq lists its product as uncharacterized. Gene Ontology annotation, molecular function: double-stranded DNA binding. The transcript is spliced from 4 exons. The record is from RefSeq and is a predicted model, not a curated record. Gene Ontology annotation, cellular component: nucleus. Gene Ontology annotation, biological process: DNA damage response; DNA replication. Lineage: Eukaryota; Fungi; Basidiomycota; Pucciniomycetes; Pucciniales; Melampsoraceae. The annotation marks the transcript as partial.
AUGCCAAAAGCUGAAAAAGGAACCCCCAAAGCGAUCGCAAAUGCCAUGAAAUCUAAAGGAUUACAAAGAUUAAGAUGGUAUUGUCAAGUUUGUGAAAAACAAUGUCGAGAUGAAAAUGGGUUCAAAUGUCACGCAAUGAGUGAAGGUCAUUUAAGACAAAUGUUGGUAGUAGGAGAAAAUGCAGGAAAAUAUAUAAAUACUUAUAGUGAAGAUUUCAAAAGAGAUUUCUUAGCAUUGAUUUCAAGAAGGUGGGGAACUAAACGAGUUUUAGCGAACAUGGUAUAUCAAGAAUACAUAGCAGACAAAAAUCAUUCACACAUGAAUGCAACUCAAUGGAUCACUUUAACUGAGUUUUGUAAACAAAUGGGUAGAGAAGGAAUUUUAGAAGUUGAUGAAACCGAAAAAGGUUGGUAUAUCUCAUGGAUCGAUUCAUCACCUAAAGCCUUAGCCAAACAAGCAUCACAUCUAGCCAAAGAAAGAUCUGAGAUGGAUGAUGAAGAAAGGAUGAGAAAAUUGAUUUCAGAACAAAUUGAAAAAGCUAAGAAUGAAGAAACUCAAAGAUCAAAUCAAUUUAAAGAUCAUGAUCAAAGUAAGGAAGAAGAAAAGGUU